UGUCAAUAUUGUGAAUGGGAACUGCAGGCCGUCUAUGAGUCUGCUGGUGGCGUGGUGCGAAGAGGACACAUAUUCUUCAGAAGGGAAUAACAAUGACUGCUGUCCCUUUAACUGCAUGCAAAACAUUAAGUUUACCUGUGCUGAGACUUGAUAGCUGGAACCCCUAAUAGGCAGAGGCUAUAUAUCUGCAAGUCUGAACUCAGGGCCGUCCUCAGUUAUGCAAUAUGCAUUACAAUAGAUGACACCAGAGCAUUUUGCAAUGCAUGUGUGGUCUUGGCUUAUACAUCAAAAUGAUUUACCAGUAUGUAAAAAUAUUUGCACUUUAUUGUAUCUGUAAUACUGACAUGUGUUUCCUAUGUUUCAGAGCUGGUUACAAGGUCAUGCUGUGUCAUGUUUGUCACUACCUCUUGUUCGCGAGUUAGCGAGGCUUAAUGCUGAGCGCAAACUAACAAAGCUAAACACAACUGCAGGUGAGAUCGAGAUUAGUGACAAAGUCCUCAUGAGAAAGACUGGGUGGGUGUGAGCCAUGCCUUAAUCACAGGAACUUUGGGGGAAGCAUAAUAGAGAGUUGAAACAGCCAUAGAAGUGUUUGUUAAGACCUGGGUGUUCAUCAGUCCUCAAAAAGACAACUUGUCUCCAAAUGAAUGAAAUUCAGGAUUGAUGCUGCUCUCCCUAUGCUAGUGGGUGGGAGCCCAAGCUCAACAGCAACACAUCUGUAGAAGGAGCUACAGCUUGCUGUAAUCUUUAUUUGUGUAAGCACAACAUAAGAACGUUAUCGAUGGAAGGUCAACGUGAAGGAAAUCCCUGCUUUCUGAAGAACAUCUCAAGGUUGCAGGAGACCACUACAGUUCCAAAACACCUCCGGGACAAUGCUCUGUGGGCACAUGAGACAAAAGGCGAAGUCUUGGCUGAACUUUAUGGAGAGAGAGUGCUCUGCACGUGAACGGGAAAACUCCUCCUCAUUGUUGUGCAAGUCUCUUAAGAGUUUACCGGAAAUAAGGCUGCAGGCGCUACAGCAGCAGCAGAAGCAGUGAGCAGGUCUGGCAGUCAUCUGUCAUUUGCUCUUCCUGUGUGCCCCUCCAGUCUGUCUGACAUCUCUAAGCAAACACAGCCCAAUACACAACCAGAGCCCGGGCCUUCUGGGCAGCCAGCGAGAGCACCCCUCUUCUAAUGUUUGUGUGACAAAAAAGGCAAGGCAAAUCCUCGCAAUGGAAUCAGAUAAUCACCAACCUGUGAAGAGCCUGCCCCAAUCCACAUCCUCGCCGGCCCCCCGGCCCCUGGAUUAACUGUCUGUUUGGCUAAUAAUUUUAAUCUGCUGGAGAGGGCCAAGAAUGGGUGACAGGGCUCGGAAUAAACAUCUAAUCCUGUGCCCCCUCCUCCUCCUCCUCCUCCUCCUCCUCCCUCCAAGCCAUGUGCACUACUUCCUCCUGGACUCCCCAGUUAUUCGCUUGCACCGAAAUCUACAGACUGCCGCGUCCAGAUCUUCCACCUUUCCUGGAUAGAACUGCUUUUACGGCCACCCAGACAGAAAUAAAUCCACAGUGUGACAGACUGUUGCCAGACUGGACCUGCCUGACAUCGUCCAGUGGAAUGUACACGUCCCGAGUGUCGGGUGUGUGUAGACAAGGGUGCUACUGAGGAGAGGGCACUACAGGUUCACAGGGUCAAGAGAUGUCUGUCUGGGGGGCACAUGUGCAGCAGCAGAGACCGCACCACAGGAGGACGUGUGUCUAAUUCAGGAGAAAUUAAUUGUCCAGAUAAGGAGAGCGCUGGCAACGUCUUGAAGUCAAUCAACUAAGCAGCAGUAGUCUUCAAGAAUCAACUUGAAUUGGAAAGCAAUAGAAAAUCAUACUGUCAUAAAGCUUUCACUGAUAACGACGCCAAUACUGAUUCAAAUAUUUUAAAUUUAAAAAGUCUAUUCCAAACAACUCUUCUAAUAACUGUGUUCUCUUAGUUGUAGGCAAGGGAAGGCCCUGAAAGAGUAUUUCAACAUUCGCUCUAUGCUUUUGUGAUGACUGUGGCCUUCAAAACAAAGCUGAACAACCACUAAAACUCGUGAUAUUGCAUGAGGAGAUUGUAAAUGAAUUGUCAUAUACGCACUUUCCAGUUGAAUCUAUAUUACCUUAUUUAUCCCCGUUCUGGCAUCCAUUGCAACCCAAGCCGAAACAACAUCAAACAUAGGGGAGCUAUGGUGAAAUUACACCACCACAAUGCGGAUGGCACUCGAGUCUAAUUGUUGCUGUUUGAAGUAUGGUCACUUAGAUAUCCUGUUUAGGAUGGGGCUGUAUGGUCGCACCUUUGUUCUGAUAAUGGUCCCUGCCCCCAUCGACAAAGUGCGAACGGCUGGGAGGGCCGCAACAAUAUAAGGGGCCGGUGGGAGCGUCGGGGGGACACUGUGUAUCUGCUACUGUGCUGCCUGUCUGUCACACUGAAGUUUUUACUCAUGGAUUUCCUCCGCGCUUGUGUCCUGUGCACCGCUCUCUUCGGCCUCUCCAAGGCUUUUACGCAUCAGGAUAUGAAGGACGCGCUUCUGCAGAAGCUCGGUUUGGAUGAAGUCCCGAAGAUCCACAAGAGGGAUUUGGAGAACCUGAUCAUUCCUGCGCACAUCAAAAAUAAGUACGCGUCCAUGCUGAAGAUGCACCACAGCAGGAGACGGAGAUCGUUGCCCAGCCUGGCGGGCAUCCUGAGGGGAAUCCCUGGCAACGCCGAUAUUUCCGGGGAGUAUGUGUACUCUGACACCACUCGGCAUCGCAUGGUGUUCGACAUGGAAGCGAGGAUCCCGGAUAACAGCGAGGUGACCAUGGCGGAGCUGAAGCUCUACCAGCGGGCUUCCUACCACAAACGCUUCGCGGUGGAGAGGAAGAACCACCGGCCCGUCAACAACGCCAGGGUCAGCAUCUACUGGGUGGAGGUGCUGCCCAACGGAUCUAACCGGACAUCACUGAUAGAUUCACGGUUGAUCCCCAUUCACGAGACCGGCUGGAAGAGCUUUGAUGUCACACAGGCGGUGCACUAUUGGUCCAAGACGCAGCAGAAAACACCUAUGCACCUGGAGGUGUGGAUCGAGGGCGAGAGACCUGGCAGCUACGCGGCAGAGAUGGCCAAGAGUGUCCGCUUUACCACCCAGGAGCAGACGGACAACACCUUGGGAAAGCCCGAGCUCAUCCUCUACACACUCAACCUCGAAGAGUACGGCUCUCGCGGAGACUGCGACGCCAACCAAAACAAGGACACGUGCUGCAGAGAGCAAUACUUCAUCAACUUCCGUGCGCUCACCUGGACACAGUACUGGAUCAUCGAGCCGGCAGGUUACCAGGCCUUCAGGUGCACCGGAGGCUGCAAGCAGCCCAAGCGCAACUACGGCUACGGCGAGCGGCGGUGCACCGCGUCAGAGAGCGCCCCGCUGCCUAUCAUGUACCUCGUGAAGAAAGGGGACUACACAGAGAUCGAGGUGGCCGAGUUCCCCAACAUGAUUGUAGAGAGGUGUGCAUGCACGCUGGACAAUGUCUCCAUAGUGUGAAGUUACAGGAGACAUCUGUAGUAGUCCUAUAGUCACAGACUCCUGGGAAGCGUUAUAGGAAUAUUAUAGUAUUUCCUCCACGGGGGUGUUGAUGUAUUUAAAGGUUCUAACACACGUCUAGUACUUUCUAUUUAAAUGGACAUUUACUGGGGGUUUCACACACAACCGGCGGUCCCGCUGCCAAUGAACUGCCAUCUCCCACCACAAGCACUUUUGUAUAUUUUCUAGAUUUUUGAUAUGUUUUUUAUUCGAAUUUGAUGUAUGAGUUGUGUCGAAUCUGCUGCAGUCAUUCAAAUUCUGUCCCAUGUGUUAUAUUUUCAAGCUGUACAUAAUAUGGAUGAGUUUUAUGUUGUAUGGAAAAUAAAGUAUUUUGUUUCA
Messenger RNA from Mugil cephalus (flathead mullet), 3898 nucleotides. It is a transcript of the gene lft1, whose product is annotated as lefty1. The record is from RefSeq and is a predicted model, not a curated record. Bases 2444 to 3520 code for a protein of 358 amino acids. Lineage: Eukaryota; Metazoa; Chordata; Actinopteri; Mugiliformes; Mugilidae. Gene Ontology annotation, biological process: BMP signaling pathway; SMAD protein signal transduction. Gene Ontology annotation, molecular function: growth factor activity; cytokine activity; transforming growth factor beta receptor binding. Gene Ontology annotation, cellular component: extracellular region. The transcript has 5 exons.